Molecule: messenger RNA, 561 nt
Organism: Oikopleura dioica
Lineage: Eukaryota; Metazoa; Chordata; Appendicularia; Copelata; Oikopleuridae
Source: the annotation of a GenBank genome assembly
AUGAGUGUACGCAAGAAGUUAGUGAUUGUCGGAGACGGAUGCUCCGGAAAGACAUGUCUUCUCAUGGUUUUCUCGCAAGAUCAGUUCCCAAAGUCCUACGUGCCCACUGUCUUUGAAAACUACAUCGCCGACGUCAUCGAUGUCCACUCUGGCAAACACGUCGAGCUUGGACUUUGGGAUACAGCUGGCCAGGAAGAUUACGACCGUCUUCGCCCUCUGUCCUACCCAGAUACUGAUGUCAUUCUAAUUUGCUACGACAUGUCCAACCCAGACUCUUUUGACAACAUCCGAGAAAAGUGGUAUCCAGAAGUGAAGCACUUCUGCCCAAAUGUCCCGAUUAUUCUUGUCGGUCUCAAAAAAGACCUCCGUCAGAAGAACGAGUCCGGCUGCGUCUCGUACAUUUCUGGAGAGCGCUUGAGCCAGGACAUCGGCGCGGCUGGAUUUGCCGAGUGUUCCGCUUUGACAAACGAUGGCGUAGAGCGGGUUUUCCAAAUGGCAACCACCUCGGCUUUGAUGGGCAAGAAAGGCAUGAAGAAGAAGUCCCGCUGCGUCUGCCUCUAG